UCGGCCAUAAUUUCCCCCGCCUUUGGACGACACCUUCCCACGUUCUCUCUUUGAUACAAUCGCCGAAACCAUCAACAUAAUCCACCGGAAAAUGACCACAUACGGCACGAUCCCAACCGCGUCGUCGUCGGACGAUACCCCGAACCUCGAGUACAUAGUUCGAGCCAAAGAAAUGAUCCAAGAAGGGUUAGGCACUAGCAGGCCAUGGAAAAUAAUGUUCGAUUUCCGUUCUUUCAGUCUCCCUGCAAAUCUAGCCGAAGCUCUGUUCCGAUUGAGGGCUAACGCCGCUUAUUUUAGGAUGAACUACGCCAUAGUAAUACUGAUAAUCGUGUUCUUGAGCCUUCUGUGGCACCCAGUUUCACUCAUUGUGUUUAUAGCGAUGACAGCUGCGUGGUUGUACUUGUACUUCCAGAGGGAUCAGCCAUUGGUGGUCUUUGGCCGGACGAUAGAUGAUAAGACGGUGCUGAUCGGACUUGGAGUGCUGACGGUAUUGGUCUUGUUGCUGACCAAUGUUACUUGGAAUGUGCUGGGGUCGCUGGUGACCGGCGUGGUGGUUGUGGCGGCGCACGGAGUUACAAGGAAGACUGAUGAUUUGUUAUUGGACGAGGAGGCUACUGGGUUGAUAGGUUCUGCCGGAGGUGGUGCUGCUUCCUCUUCUUCUUGAUUGUGCGGUUCUCUGUGAUCAGUUGAAGUUAUUUAGUAUUGAGAUUAAUUAAUUUUCCAAUUUGUUCUUCUUUUCUUCGGUUUUUUUUUUUUAAUUAUCGUUCACUAAUUUGGUUGUUCUCAUUUCUAAUUGUGAUUUGGAGUUUGAAGUUGCUGGAAUUGAUAGGUUUCUAGUUUUAGUUUGC
This is a messenger RNA of Manihot esculenta (cassava), 848 nucleotides long. RefSeq names its product PRA1 family protein F3. NCBI's taxonomy places the organism in Eukaryota, Viridiplantae, Streptophyta, Magnoliopsida, Malpighiales, Euphorbiaceae. Gene Ontology annotation, cellular component: Golgi apparatus; endoplasmic reticulum. Gene Ontology annotation, biological process: vesicle-mediated transport. The record is from RefSeq and is a predicted model, not a curated record. The transcript has a single exon. The coding region runs from base 92 to 664 and encodes 190 amino acids.